GUUCAAAAAUUUUGAACUUUGAUCAAAAUAAGGGAGAAAUGCAUGUUUUAUUAUGUCAUAUAAUUCAAUCUGUCAAACUUGACCAUUAUAAUAUUUGUUCGUAUUUUUAAGAAUAAAAUAUUUUAAUAACCUUACAUAAAUAUAUAUUUAAAAUUUUCAUGUAUCAAGUCCUCUUUUGCAAUAAAACUAAAUGAUAUAUAAAUGAAAUAAUUUUUUUAGCAGUGUUAGAGAACAGUUAAGAAUUUUCGAAUAUUAAUUAUUCCACACGAUUAUAUUUAUAAUGGCUCAGUUUCUGAGGUGGUACAAUCGAAUACUACAAACUCAUCCUUGGAAAACGCAACUUCUGACUACAGGCUUUCUUAUGGGGACAAGUGAUGUUAUAGCACAAACAGCAAUUGAAAAAAAAGAAGCUAAACAGAUAGAACUAAUACGAAUUGGGAGAUUUGCAUUUCUUGGUACUUGUUUUGUGGCCCCAGUGCUGCGUACAUGGUACAAUAUUUUAGAGAAAGCUAUUACUAGUGUGGGGAGAACUGUUGGCUUGAAAAAGGUGCUUUUAGAUCAAAUGUUCUUUUCCCCUUGUUUUCUUGGGUGCUUUCUGUCUGUAUCUGGUUUGCUACAGUUUCAACCAUGGCCAGUGAUUAAAGCAAAAAUAAAUGAAGAAUACUUUAAAGUUCUAAAAACAAACUAUAUGUUAUGGCCUGCAGCACAACUGAUUACAUUUUAUGUUAUUCCUUUACAGUACAGAAUAAUUUUUGUCAGCUUUGUAGCUCUCCUCUGGAAUACCUACUUAGCAUCACAAGCAAACAAAAAUUACAGUGCUCCUGCUGUGUAAAAUAUAACAUGUUUUAAAAUUAAUAAAGAAUAUUUCGACUGAAAA
Argiope bruennichi is the source of this 877-nucleotide messenger RNA. Its product is annotated as protein Mpv17-like. NCBI's taxonomy places the organism in Eukaryota, Metazoa, Arthropoda, Arachnida, Araneae, Araneidae. The record is from RefSeq and is a predicted model, not a curated record. Bases 281 to 832 code for a protein of 183 amino acids. The transcript has 7 exons. Gene Ontology annotation, cellular component: membrane; cytoplasm.